AUGCAUGCAAGCUCCUCGUCGUCGACAUCUCCGACUCAAUCCUUCCCGCCCGGGUUUCGGUCGAGGCGAUCUCAUGCCAAAUCUCGAAACGGCUGCUUGACGUGCAAGCAACGUCGGAAGAAAUGCGACGAGAAGCGGCCAUGUUGUACUCUCUGUGAAACGAGUCUGAGGACGUGCACGUAUGCAUCAUCAGACCAGGGAUCCUCUCGAUCAGGCGAAUCGACUGCUGUACCGUCGAGGUCAUCGCUUCCGUCUCCCGUUCCAUCGCCGCCCGGGUCAUUUGGAGGUGGUCUCUCAUGGGCUCAGCCGACAGAACAACAGCUCUCUAGGUCACCGGUGGCCAGCAGCGGCCAAGGCAGCAUCAUCGACGAUGCCAACCCCUACAACAUCACAAACUCGGACCUCUACUUCCAUUUUCUGCACCAUACCUGCAGGGCCGCCCCAAGCUGGCAAAAGGACCGGCUCCUCCUUCAAGUCGGGAUCGCCAAGCUGGCGCUCGACAACGAACUGGCUUCACACGCAGUCCUGGCGCUCGCGGCCGCCUGUCUGUGCUGCGACACGAUGGCUCAGGCGGACGCCGAUCCCGAGAAAGUGCGCCACAUCCUCGACCUGGGCCUGGAGCACCACACGCUGGCGCUCGAGCAGAUGCGGACCAUGACGUCGCAUCCGCGCGAGUCGGACACGCAACCCCUGCUCGCCAGCGCGCUGGUGAUUGUGCCCUUCGCACUGGCCUUCCAACACAUUCAGCACUGGGUGGUUCGCGCCAGGGGGUUGCCGCAACAGGACGCCGACCUCGUGACGCCCCGGGACAUGAUCCUGCUUCUGAGAGGGAUCCGCACGACCAUCGUCGCGCUGAACUCCAACCUCGUCGAAAAUGGGGGCUCAAAGCCUAAGUCGUUCUGGGACACGAUGCUGUCGUCCCAGCCGGUCGACCCGACCGAAGCCCCAACUAUGCCCGAGCGCCUUCACACCAUGUAUCCUAUUCUGGCGUCGACAUUCUACCAGGCUUCAUGGCAACUGAAAUGUAGGAUUGAGGGUGCGCUCGCCAGUCCGCAGGUAGACGAGAAGAUCGACUCCAUCACAGAGACCUACGAGAUCUUGAACGACAUCAUGUCCAGCACAUUCCUGGACUGCCCGAGGAGCAAGAUUCCGUUCGAAUACGAUUCCACUUUCUCUGUAUCUCCCGACAGCCUCCUCGCACAGGCGCCCGGCUGGCUCCAAAACUUCAUCCUGCAACGACCACGGCCCUCGCACGCGGAGCCUCUGUCCCGCUCGUUUUUCGCCUUCUUCUCCAGCGCGCCACAGACGUAUAUCGACCUGCUGCUCCCGCUUCUCGAUCCCCGCACAGACGCCACAGAGGGCGACCGCGAGCUAUCCACCGCUGAACUCCUGGCCCUGGACGUCUAUGCCCAUUGGCUGACCGUGAUGCUCCUGUUGGAGAAGGAGGCGUGGUGGGUGGGCGACUUUCCGUUUGUGGCACUCCAGGGUCUGGUGUCGAGGUAUGGGCACGGGUUCUCCAGCGCUUCUUCCUUGCAGCAGCAGUGGUGGCCGGCUGCCAUGCUGGAGGUUGCUGCGCGCUUGAAACAGUGGAAGUAA
This is a messenger RNA of Fonsecaea multimorphosa CBS 102226, 1596 nucleotides long. RefSeq lists its product as uncharacterized. NCBI's taxonomy places the organism in Eukaryota, Fungi, Ascomycota, Eurotiomycetes, Chaetothyriales, Herpotrichiellaceae. Gene Ontology annotation, molecular function: zinc ion binding; DNA-binding transcription factor activity, RNA polymerase II-specific. Bases 1 to 1596 code for a protein of 531 amino acids. Gene Ontology annotation, biological process: regulation of transcription by RNA polymerase II. The record is from RefSeq and is a predicted model, not a curated record. The transcript is spliced from 3 exons.